AUGCACCUCGCACUUGGGAUCUUUUUUGUCGGAUUGGUCAUAUUUCUUGUACCGCUCCGAUCUGGCCUUUCCUGGGUCAUCGGCAUAGGCACCGUCGCUGCAUACGCGACGUAUUUGAUAACCAUCUUCCUACCAAUUCUAUACCCACAAUGCCCCUACCGCAUACCGCUGUCGGAUCUCGUAUACUUUCCCUAUCGCUAUAUUACCCAGGACCUAUUCCCUAAACACAUCCGUCCGCUCUUCGUGGAAGAGAAGGAUGAUGAAUCUGUUUUCUACGAGCUUGAAGGGAAGGGCAUAAGUUCGUUGGAUGAUCUGGAAAGAGGAGUGGUGCAAGAACGGUCGGGAAUCUUGUCGGCGGAAGCGUUACAUUGGUUAUUCUCUUCCUCGUCAAAUCCUACGGUACACAGUAUCGUGGUACAGUCUAUCGGCGGCUUGCCACUGUCGGCGAAGGAUACAGUGAAGAAAGUAUUUGGGGGACGCGACAGACAUGUUCAACCAAAGCCAAGACCAGGAAUGGAACCUAAAGUCGAACGCUUACUUCGUUUCGAGUUGUUCAUCCCAAACUGGCUUCACAUGGGACGUAACCGACUUUACGUCGAUAUUGCCGACGGCGACUUGGAACUCGCUGCCGCCGUUCAAUCAAACGAUGCUGUCCAGAAGAGUCAAUACAAACCAUUCAAUACACCUACUCCCGCCGCGUUUUUUGAGCAAGUGACGUGUUCUAGUCAAAUGAACCUGCCUCCAGUUGUUUGGCUUAAACUCAUGCAAAUGGCCAAAGAUGAUGGCGCAUUCGCUCCGAUCGACGUCGACUCACUAGAUUCCUUUCCUAUGGAUCUGUGCAGUCGCGUCGUUCCUUGCAUAAUGAACACGUUCAAAGACGCAUCGCCAUGCUUUUACUUCGAAAAUGCAGCUCCAGACUACUUUAACGACGAAUCGACAGCCAACUUGCUGAACAUGAUUUCGGCGUUUGAUAUAUUGACUGAUAAAAUAUCUUUUCCUUCGACCUUUAAGCUCAUGCUAGCUUUCGUUCGAUAUCUACUUCAUCGUGUCUCCCUAUCUUCUUUCGAUGUCGACAUCCAACGUGCCAUAUCAGCUACCCACUUCGUCCUCCACAACUACGUGUCCAAGAAUCUUCCUGACGAACAGAUCGCCGCUCUUGCAAAUCUCGUGGAAGAUGUCGUUCAUAGCCCCGUCUUCAAGCCCGGGUCUGAAUGGACGGUCGAUCCGCAAGACAAUUUUUGGCCCGCUUUACAACCACUGGUCGAAACCAUGAUCAAUCAAUACGACGCACUGUACGAUGCUGAUCACCUUAGGCGUGCGCCCUUCGACACUAUGUGUAAAAUUUUAGGAUUUGGCCUCAGGCAUGGUGUGGAAACUGUGUACGACAUUUUCCUCGAUAUGCGAUGUCUGGAUGUCUUCGGAAGCCACUCCCUUCGUCCUUUGCUGGUCACUGUUAUUAACGGAUACAUUGCUGGACUUGCGGCAUUGGAUACACCGAUCGAUGUCCAGCGACAUUUGGACUACCUUCACAAGCCCGAGAAUCUCUUCUUGGUGUGUUGCAUUCUAAUCACCAACGGGUGGAACGCAUGCGGUGAAUUACCCGAUAACGUAUUUUCACCACCACUCCGACUAUCAGAAGAUAUCUGUACGGACAUAGGGGCACUAGCAAGUCUCCGACCGUCAGAUCCUUCUUGGGAUCAAUGCCGUCGAAAAUUGCGCGAUUUACUGCAGGAUGACGGAGGCGAGUUUUUCGUCAAGCAACAGAAGUAG
This is a messenger RNA of Desarmillaria tabescens, 1770 nucleotides long. RefSeq lists its product as uncharacterized. The record is from RefSeq and is a predicted model, not a curated record. Bases 1 to 1770 code for a protein of 589 amino acids. Lineage: Eukaryota; Fungi; Basidiomycota; Agaricomycetes; Agaricales; Physalacriaceae. The transcript has 3 exons.